Molecule: messenger RNA, 3835 nt
Organism: Sitophilus oryzae (rice weevil)
Lineage: Eukaryota; Metazoa; Arthropoda; Insecta; Coleoptera; Curculionidae
Product: transmembrane channel-like protein 2
Exons: 17
Coding region: 1-3834 (1277 amino acids)
Cellular component (GO): plasma membrane
Molecular function (GO): mechanosensitive monoatomic ion channel activity
Source: RefSeq, a predicted model, not a curated record
AUGGAGAAAAGUCCGGAAUUAUAUUUGCCCACGAGUAUUUUGAGGCUGGAUUCUGGAAGAUCCAGGAAGCUGUCAAGUGAAUUUAAGAGGACACAGAAAGAAGAAGUAUCGCCACAACCUUCGGUUGAUCGGCUGUCAGUGACGUUUGCCGAGAGUUUCCUCAAGACAGAAGUAGCCAAGAUGCAACAGGAACAGAUACAGCCCCCUGAAGCUGCUCCAGAACCAACCGGAUCAGACGACGAAGACUACUCAAUCAGCGUCAACGCGAUCAUUCAACGCAGAGCUUCAACUAGAAGAUCCAAAAAAAGAAACCGAAGAGCCAGCUCACCGUUUUCACCAGAAACGCCUGUACCAGAACGAAGAAGGUCUUCAGUCUUCACUACAAGCUCCGGAGACACCGCAAUCACUGUCGAUGGCGACCAAAUCAACGAAGUCACUCAAGACGAGAUCUUCGAAAACAUAAAGCUGCACAAGGAGGUUCUGAGUAACGUUAAGAUGCAGCCUUGGAACAUGCGCAAGAAAUUGAAGCUGGUGCUACAAGCGAAGGCAUACAUUAAGAAACACGAGGGUCAGCUUCAAGAGAGACUAGCCCAGAGUCAUUCGACCAGGGAUAUGCUGGCCAGAUACAAUAUUGUCUUAAUCAAAAAGUGGCAAAUUUGGAAAAGAGAGCUUACCAACAUGUCCAUGUGGUUUAUACCAUGGGAACUGAAGAUAAAAGAGAUAGAAUCUCACUUUGGAUCUGUGGUAGCAUCGUAUUUUAUUUUUCUACGUUGGUUGUUUUGGGUCAACAUUGUUAUAGCAGUCGUGAUCAUCUCAUUCGUUACUAUACCCGAGAUAAUAACAGCAGACCCAGAAGCUGUAAAAGAAAGAAAAUAUGUCCUUCCCGAAGAAAAGUACAACUCUACCAACUUCCUAACUCUGUGGGAUUUUGAGGGAGUCUUCAAGUACUCUCCCUUAUUCUACGGUUGGUACACGAACAGAGAUUAUAAUGAAUCUGCAGUCUCGAACAGCAUUGAUAAGAAAAGUUUCAGAGAACAGAGUGGUUACAGACUUCCUUUUGCUUAUUUCGUCACUGGAUUGGUCGUUUAUGCUUACAGCUUCUUUGCCACAUUAAGAAAGAUGGCUGAGAAUUCUAGGAUGUCAAAACUAUCCGAAAAAGAUGACGAAUGCAUUUUUUCGUGGAAGCUGUUCACUGCAUGGGAUUACAUGAUUGGAAAUGCUGAAACGGCUCAUAACAGAGUAGCUUCAAUAGUUACAGGCUUCAAAGAAGCUCUCCUCGAGGAAACUGAAAAGAAAAGAGAAUCCAGAAAUUGGAAAGUUAUAUGUUUUCGGAUACUAGUCAACAGCCUAGUUGUCGGACUGUUAUCAUUUUCCGCCUUUGCUGUAGUUGUUGUGGUAAAAAGAUCGACAGAAAAAGAAGCCAACAGUACUGUGUGGAGAAGAAACGAGAUAACUGUAGUUAUGUCAUUGAUAACUGUCUUUUUCCCGAUGCUUUUCGAGAUUCUGGGUUUUCUCGAGCAAUAUCACCCGAGAAAGCAACUAAUGCUUCAACUAGCUAGAAUUAUGGUAUUGAACUUGCUUAAUUUGUACUCCUUAAUAUUUGCAUUGUUUUACAAAAUAAGUGAUAUGAAGGAAGAAUACCAUGAAAAUUUUAAAACCAACCCUGCCAAACCCACAACCACUGAUGUAGCUCUGUAUACAUCAUCAUCACCAUCAUCUCUAACAUCAACUGUGUCGUCUUUGACUGAUAACAAAACCCUUGAAACAUGUCUAUGCACCGAACCCUUUUUUGCUGACAUAACCUCAACAGUGAUACCAUCAAACCUCACAGAUAUAGCAGAAAACCUCAUGCAAAGAGUUCUAACAACAGUCAGUCAAUUUGCUCUAGAACAUUUUAACUCCACACCUACAGAAACAGCUUCAACAGAAUAUUUCAACAUUACUGAAUUGAAUAUGUCAAUAUCAAAUUCUACAAUAAUUGAUAAUGAAAAAUAUUUCAAUUAUUCAACUUACAGUUUGGAUGAUUUGAAAGAAAGUUUCGUAGAUUACUUAACUUAUAUUUUGUCGCAGUUUAAUUAUUUUAAUGUUACAGACCUAAAUGGUUCAAAUGUCACUUUAUACAACUCUUUAAACAUUAGUAAUGAAACUUCAUUUAAUCAGAAUUCAACUGAAAAUUAUGAAUAUUUCAAAUCAACUGUUUUGCCUGUGUUUAACAACACCUGGCCCGAAGAAGAGGAACGAUUUGAGACCGAUCUUACUACAGUGUUCCAAGAAGUCAGUACGACGCUUGCUACAUUCUAUACUACAGAAUCUGUCAGUACUACCUCAGCUGAAGAAUACAACAUUAACUUGGAAGAAUCAGAGUACUGUAUAAAUUAUUGCAAUAAGUUGAUGGAGUCUAAAAACGCGAUUUUUAAUAGUACCGAAACCAGUACUGCGGUUUCAGUUACUUUAGUUGAUAUGAUAGAAGAAAAAGAGACUUUAAACUAUACAACUAGAGCAAGGUUGCGUAGCCUGUGCUGGGAAACGAUGUUCGGUCAGGAACUUAUUAAAUUGACUGUCAUGGAUUUGAUAAUGACGGUACUGUCAACGUUGGCGAUGGAUUUUUUUAGGGGUAUAUUUGUCAGAGUUAUGAAUAGAUGUUGGUGUUGGGAUCUCGAGAAAAAGUUUCCUCAGUAUGGUGAUUUUAAGGUUGCUGAAAAUAUUCUUCAUCUAGUGAACAACCAGGGUAUGGUUUGGUUAGGAAUGUUUUUCUCUCCAGGAUUAGUGGUACUUAAUGUUGUUAAACUGUAUAUUAUGAUGUACCUUAGAGCCUGGGCAGUACUCACCUGUAAUGUACCACACGAAGUAAUUUUUAGGGCAUCAAAGUCAAAUAAUUUUUACUAUGCUCUGCUCCUGCUGAUGCUGUUCCUAAGCGUUCUUGCUGUGGGCUAUGCUGUUGUCAAGGUGGAACCUUCAUGGCAUUGUGGCCCGUUUUCAGGUUACCACUUUAUAUUCCACAUCUUUACCAAAACUAUAAAAGAUAACGUACCGCAGCAAGUAUUCAAUGUCUUAGAUUAUUUUUCCUCGCCUGGAAUUGUGAUUCCUUUGCUUGUAUUCUUGAUAAUGUUUAUAUAUUAUUUAAUAUCUCUUACUGGAGCUUUAAGAGAGGCAAAUAACGACUUAAAGAUUCAACUGAGAAGAGAGAGGACUGAAGAAAGACGAAAAAUGUUCGAAAUGGUGGAUCGAAGGAGACGUUGUGGAUCUGGAGAAUCGAACGACCAGACUCCAUUUUCCAAAUGGAAGAAGUUAAUAGGCAACUUGCCGAGUACUCGGAGUUGUGAUGAAACGCCUAGGCAAGAGUCCGACGAGAUUGUAGUCAGUCAAAAGGAAGAAGAGGUUGAGAAAGUUGAAAGCAAAAGUAGAGUUUUCUUUACAAAGCUGAUCAAGAAAGCACUGAGGAAAUCUUCUACAUCUGACGAAGAACAAGAUGGUACUGAUGUGGACCAACACGAUUCUUUGCCAUACGACACUAACAAAGAUGAAUCUACCAAAGAACAGAAAUCGGGCAUUGAGCGGCACACCUUAAAAAAUAUUGUUAGUAAAGCCUGGUUACGAAAAAAUGACCAUAAAGAAGAGAAGAAGCACCAUGACGUCGAAUUGAAGAACAUACGAAGUAGCCAACAAGAGGAUUUGGAAAAUAAAAAAUCGAAAAUUACUACUCCUUCAUCGUCAUCUCCUAAAGAACCACCAUCGGAAAAAAACGAUUUUUUGAAGAGAAUACUACAAGCAAAAAAGUCCGGAGUUUUUGAUGAUAAAAUAACAAAUCUACAGAAAACGAUAAACCAUCUUUGAA